Scleropages formosus (Asian bonytongue) is the source of this 3086-nucleotide messenger RNA. RefSeq names its product tubulin beta chain. Gene Ontology annotation, cellular component: microtubule. The transcript has 4 exons. Lineage: Eukaryota; Metazoa; Chordata; Actinopteri; Osteoglossiformes; Osteoglossidae. Gene Ontology annotation, biological process: microtubule-based process. Bases 239 to 1360 code for a protein of 373 amino acids. The record is from RefSeq and is a predicted model, not a curated record. Gene Ontology annotation, molecular function: GTPase activity; GTP binding; structural constituent of cytoskeleton.
CAACGGCACGACGAGGGACAAGUUCCACCGCUGGACCUCGAACUACUUCUUCUGUGGUUACGUGGCCAGGUAAAAUGAGUUCUGGGAGGUGAUCAGCGAUGAGCAUGGGAUUGAUCCCACUGGCACCUACCAUGGAGACAGUGACCUCCAGCUGGAGAGGAUCAACGUCUAUUACAACGAAGCCACAGGUGGGAAAUAUGUCCCGCGAGCUGUUCUCGUGGAUCUCGAACCGGGCACCAUGGACUCCGUGCGAUCUGGCCCGUUUGGCCAGGUAUUCCGGCCGGACAACUUUGUCUUUGGUCAGAGCGGCGCUGGAAACAACUGGGCCAAGGGCCACUACACGGAGGGCGCCGAGCUCGUGGAUUCCGUCUUGGACGUGGUGAGGAAGGAGGCGGAAAGCUGCGAUUGCCUGCAGGGCUUCCAGCUCACCCACUCCCUGGGCGGGGGCACGGGCUCCGGCAUGGGCACCCUGCUCAUCAGCAAGAUCCGCGAAGAGUAUCCCGACCGCAUCAUGAACACCUUCAGCGUGGUGCCUUCUCCCAAAGUGUCGGACACGGUCGUCGAGCCCUACAACGCCACGCUGUCCGUGCAUCAGCUGGUGGAGAACACGGACGAGACGUACUGCAUCGACAACGAGGCUCUCUACGACAUCUGCUUCCGCACGCUCAAACUCACCACACCCACCUACGGUGACCUCAACCACCUAGUGUCAGCCACGAUGAGCGGGGUCACCACCUGCCUCAGGUUUCCUGGCCAGCUGAACGCAGAUCUGCGCAAGCUGGCGGUCAACAUGGUUCCCUUCCCUCGCCUGCACUUCUUCAUGCCCGGUUUUGCACCCCUCACCAGCAGGGGGAGCCAGCAGUACCGCGCCCUCACCGUACCUGAGCUCACUCAGCAGAUGUUCGACGCCAAGAACAUGAUGGCGGCCUGCGAUCCGCGACACGGACGCUACCUCACGGUGGCGGCUAUCUUUCGUGGCCGCAUGUCCAUGAAGGAGGUGGACGAGCAGAUGCUGAACGUGCAGAACAAGAACAGCAGCUACUUUGUGGAGUGGAUCCCGAACAACGUGAAGACGGCCGUGUGCGACAUCCCGCCGCGAGGCCUCAAGAUGUCCUCCACCUUCAUCGGCAACAGCACGGCGAUCCAGGAGCUCUUCAAGCGCAUCUCGGAGCAGUUCACCGCCAUGUUCCGCCGCAAGGCCUUCCUCCACUGGUACACGGGCGAGGGCAUGGACGAGAUGGAGUUCACCGAGGCCGAGAGCAACAUGAACGAUCUGGUGUCCGAGUACCAGCAGUACCAGGACGCCACCGCCGAAGAGGAGGGAGAGUUUGAGGAAGAGGGCGAGGAGGAGAUGGGCUAAAUGUGCUCCGUUAGUGUGCAUUUGUUCCGUGUUCGGUCGAGCUAAUGAGGGUCACCGUUCAGUGUGAAACACUUUCAUCCUCUUACUUUUCCAUACAAAACAAACCAGCAAAUAAAUGUUUUCAGAUGUUUGUUUGUUUCUUCCUUUUUUUAAUGUCUCGCUGGCUCAUUUUUUUGUCCAUUUCGGUGACAGCAUUACUUGCGAUUACAUUAUUGUUUUACAGCAAAAUUACAAAGGUUGUCUGUUUACGAUGGUAUGUAGAAGUCAAGGGUAGGGAAGUCUUGAAGGAAAAAGAUUGUAAUAUUUAAGAAGUGGCUAUUGCAUCAUCAUUGUGGAUGCGUGACGUAGCUUAUUUAAAGUAGGGGGUGUAGUGCGUGUUGUGACCACUAGGUGGCGGGGUUUUCUCACUAAGAGGCCCUCGGUCUGAACGAUGAAUACAGUACAAAUUGUUUCAGCUUCAAUUAAUAUCUACUUGUCCAGAACCAGACGUUUUUUUUAAGAAAAUUUUGUUAAUCUUUUAAUGUUUAAUUUAGUCAACCAAAUGUCGUAAAAGAAUCUCUACUCUUUCAACCCAAAGUUGGUGAAAAGUAAAUGCCACUUUUAGAAAUGAGGGCCAUUUAAAAAUGUUAGACCUGGUAAGAGAUGUUGGCAACUUUUGUUCUGGUCUGCAAAGUUUGCAGUCCCCUUUUUUUUUUUUUUUUUUUAGCAGUUCCAUUCAGUAAAUUAACUCAACCUUAAUCUUUCACUCUUCUCCAGCCCACCACACCUUUUGCUGUAGUUCGUUCACCCUCUUCAUACCGAACAUUUCCUAUUUAUUGCCUUGGGGAAAAAUGUGAUGUAUCUGUUUUUAGGGAAAACAUUGUUUUUUUUUUUGCAAACUCAAAUAAGCAACAAGCUGUCAGUUUUUGAAAAAGCCAGACCUUACAGUGUGGUUUCUUCCGAUGGUGUUUCAGUCAGACCUCUUGGUGUUCUGCACUCUUUUUUUUUUAUUAGCGUUCUUUGAUAAUGUUUUGGAGCUCUGUUAAAAUCUUAUUCCUAUUCUAUUUUUCUAUUAACAUUUUUCCCUGUCGUCAUAUACAGACCAAUAUUUCAAUCAAGUCUAUUCAUUCUGGAGCUCUGUUUCUGUGGGUGGGCAGGGUUUCCAAAGCCAGGGGAAUUAAAAUUGGUCUCUAACGAGCAGCAGUUGGACGAAUUUUAAAGAUUUCCUAAAUUAUAUAUGAUAGCAGAGGUAAUUAUCCAACAGUGUGGAUUACACCCACUGUCUGCUAUUUUAAUAUUUCAUGUCGCAUUACAGCAGUUAUCCUUUAUGUGUUGGUGUGUAUUUCAAUGUCGCUCCAAUUUAUAGGAGCACAAGUCUUUCAAUUUAUAAAAUAGCAGCUCUUGUGAUUUUUUUUGUUUGCUUUUUACAUUUUGGCUCUCAUUUCGGGCUGUGACGUACACACCCAAUAACAAGUAAACACAAUGGUUGCAGUAAUUAUGCUCAUUAACCGUUUAAGACAGCCUUUGAGAAUUCCCGGCAUCGAGGGAUUUAUGCUGUGCUGUGCUUGGCUGCCUUGGCUUGUCAUUAAAUGGGAAGUUCAAUUUGGGCUGUGUGUCGCUUCAUCUGGUGCGUCAGGUGUAAAUCAGGAGCUUAUUGACUGGUGACUCUAGAAUCUGCAUGGCUGCCCAUACCCAGCAAGGACUGCCACUACCUACCCCUGGUUAAGGUCCGAAUUUCAUGUCGUUG